Molecule: messenger RNA, 1256 nt
Organism: Sebastes umbrosus (honeycomb rockfish)
Lineage: Eukaryota; Metazoa; Chordata; Actinopteri; Perciformes; Sebastidae
Product: exosome complex component RRP40-like
Exons: 5
Coding region: 83-817 (244 amino acids)
Biological process (GO): TRAMP-dependent tRNA surveillance pathway; CUT catabolic process; exonucleolytic trimming to generate mature 3'-end of 5.8S rRNA from tricistronic rRNA transcript (SSU-rRNA, 5.8S rRNA, LSU-rRNA)
Cellular component (GO): cytoplasmic exosome (RNase complex); nuclear exosome (RNase complex)
Molecular function (GO): RNA binding
Source: RefSeq, a predicted model, not a curated record
CUGUUUCCGGUGUGUGUGUCACAUUGACAUGAGUCCGUGGAACAGCAACAGCAGCAUGUUGUGGAGCUGCUGAAGAGACGCGAUGUUUUCCGGGUUGAAGGAUCGAGUCGGUUCGGUUCUGUUACCGGGAGAUGAGUUCUCCUUUCAGACCGACGACACCAUCUCUCUCACGGAGCCCGUUCAGCCGGAGAAGGUGCUGUGUGGUCCGGGUCUGAGGCGGAGCGGAGACCGGCUGCUGGUCUCUAAAAGCGGCGUCCUCCGACACAAACAGCCCAACGUGUUCUGGAUGGACUCCCAGCAGAGGAGGUAUGUCCCCGCUAAAGGAGAGACCGUCAUCGGCAUCGUGACGGUCAAAUCGGGAGACGUCUUCAAGGUGGACUUUGGAGGAAGUGAGCAGGCGUCUCUGUCCUACCUGGCUUUUGAGGGAGCCACCAAGAGGAACCGCCCCAACGUCCAGGUGGGUGACCUGGUGUUCUCUCAGUUCAUCAUAGCCAAUAAGGACAUGGAGCCGGAGCUGGUGUGUAUGGACAGUUCAGGACGAGCCAAUGGGAUGGGAGUGUUUGGAGGAGGAGGUCUGCUCUUCACCGUCUCUCUGGGACUCAUCAGAAGACUGCUGUCCCCCCACAGCGACGUCCUGUCUGACCUGCAGCAGCUGUUUCCCUGUGAGCUGGUGGUCGGGAUGAACGGCCGUCUGUGGGUGAAGUCCUCCAGCGUUCAGCGGACGCUCGUCAUCUCCAACCUGCUGCAGAGCUGCGACACCAUGACGGCCCAGCAGAGACAGCAGCUGUUCAGGAGGGUGGCACAGGGGGCGCUGUAGACCACAUCGGACCACAGGUAACAGCAGAAGAGGAGCAGUUUCUCACCAUGCGUCCUCUGACCCGGUAGAAGGUCACCGCCGUCCCGUAAUCUUUCACCAGCUUGAGGAAGUCGGCGUUGCUGAGGUGACACAUCGGGAGGUUACUGAGGAAAACCACUCUGGACGGAGAAGACUGCAAACACACAACAACAAACCUCAACAACACGUCGGACCAACUGAACAGACUGUUUUAUUAACAUUAAUACGUCUUCCUUACUUCGGGUUCAUCUUGGACUUCUUCAGCAUCUGCAGCAGACAAAAACCACCACAAUCAGUUUUCCUGUUUAUCGUUUCCUUCUGUUCUUAUUUGUUUUGUAUUCAUUUGUGUUUUUAAAAUGUGCUUUACAAAUAAAGUUUGACUUAAUAAAACAUUAUGAAAAGGGUUAAAUAUGAUAUUUAA